GGCAUCUCUCACUCGUGAUCCCUAUUCUUCAUGCUUUUAAGAAUUGGGAGAAACAGUAGGAAAAAAGUCUAUCGAAACGCGUUUUAUAGUCCCGAGCGAAUCAAACCAAGAAAUCCCGGCUCCAUGUGACAUAGUAAAGUUCUUCACGACGUUUCCGAUCGCGUGAGUUUCACAAAGAUGCGGAUCAUCUGUUUGCCGCUCCUUCGCGUCUUGUUUGUGCAUCACAGUUUCGUUAUUGUUUUGUUGUACUGAACUGUGAUUGUCACCUUUCGGUGCUUUUGCCGCUGGUGUUUCGUCUGUCCACAUCUCAUUAGUUUUUUAUCGCUCCACUCACAGCCUCGCUCACAUAGAUACAUGGCGUGCUGUUACUCCGCCAGUCAAUUAAUUCAUUUUUCUAACUUUGUACCUACCUGAGCGCAACCCAUUCCAUUAGUCGUGUUCCGAGCUUCUGAAGCAACACCGGGGACAUCUACAUAUCGCCGUAUCGAAAAAUCGACGUUUUAUUAUAGGAUUUCGUACGGUCCUCCUACGGUCCUCCAUCCUAAGACACACGUCUCUUGUCAAGUGAUAGUUGUGCCAUUGAUCAGUGAAAAUUUUAGAAAAAGAAAGGAACGCCAGCAUCGCCUAAACAAUACUUGUGCGAUAGAGCCAAAAACCACAGAGCCACGUUAUCGUUUUUGUAAUGAGCAAUAACAAUUCUUCGGACUCCGUUGACUAAAGUGGCACCGCUUCAUUUAUUUUGUAUCGCAUGACAGAAAGAAAAUAAAAAAACCGAUUUGUCGAUACUUUCCCAUUAGAUUAGGGGACUUCAAAUCAAGGCUUAAAAUCAGUGCACGUAGUAUGUGUUACAAGUUCAAGCCAGUAAACGUUGCUAUUCAUAUUGGAGUCUCGUGCGUGACCGAGGAGAUAAAACAAGCCACUACCAUAAACGCUCCCGAAUCGGCCGAAACAAAGUGGCGUUCAGUGGGCCUGCAGUUGCAGUGAAUGGGUGGGCUGGCAUCCACUCCGUGCUGAUAAGAAUUGCCCCAUUGUAGGGUAUUUAAGUCCGUGAAGAUGAUAGUCAUCAAUGCCUCUGACACGGGUCUCACACUUACUCCUGAAAUGCUUCUUUCCACUUCGGAGUCAUCCACGCAUAGCGCCUCUGAAGUGGCUGGCCGGCUGCAGGUCGACGUGCGGACCGGGCUCAAAUGGACGGAGGCAAAGUACCGGGCCAAGAUCAUCGGUCAUAAUGAGCUUUUGCUUCUUGAGGAAGACCCUACCUGGAAGAAGUACAUUGAGCAGUUCAAGAAUCCACUUAUACUACUACUUUUAGGAUCGGCGUUGGUGUCCGUAAUCAUGAAGCAGUUUGAUGAUGCCGUUAGCAUAACCAUCGCUAUUCUCAUAGUGGUCACAGUGGCUUUUAUUCAGGAAUACCGCUCCGAGAAAAGCCUAGAGGAGCUAAAGAAACUUGUUCCUCCUGAGUGCCAUUGCCUUCGCGAAGGGAGGCUGGACACAUUCCUGGCUCGCGAAUUGGUUCCCGGCGAUGUGGUGUACCUCAACGUAGGUGACCGUGUGCCUGCUGAUGUUCGUCUUUUUGAAGCUGUGGACCUCUCUAUUGAUGAAAGCAGCUUUACAGGAGAGACUGAGCCCGCGCGAAAAAUUACUGACGUUCUUCUGAAUAACUCGAACGUAAAGGACCACAGCAACAUGAAGAAUAUAGCGUUCAUGGGGACGUUGGUGCGUUGCGGCAAUGGUAAAGGCAUUGUAGUUAGCACUGGAGAACGCAGUGAGUUUGGUGAGGUGUUUAAGAUGAUGCAGGCCGAAGAGGCUCCUAAGACGCCACUGCAGAAAUCGAUGGAUAUUCUUGGCGCUCAACUCAGCUUUUACUCCUUUCUCAUUAUUGGCGUCAUCAUGUUGCUUGGCUGGUUGCAGGGUAAGCCGCUCUCAGAGAUGUUUAACAUUAGUGUCUCUCUCGCGGUAGCAGCUAUACCAGAGGGUCUGCCAAUCGUUGUCACAGUAACGCUGGCGCUGGGCGUAAUGAGGAUGGCUAAGCAAAAUGCAAUUGUUAAAAAGCUACCCACCGUUGAAACUUUGGGUUGUGUCAACGUGAUUUGCUCGGAUAAAACUGGCACCCUCACUAAGAACGAGAUGACUGCAACGAUUAUCAUAACUUCAGACGGCUACAUGGCCGAUGUAACCGGAGCAGGCUAUAACGACCAAGGAGAGAUCCACAUCCGGCAUUGCAACAAUGUGGAGAUGGCCAAGACAAACAUCACGAAUCUUCUAGAGAUAGGGGCUGUCUGCAACAACGCAUAUAUUCAAAACGGAACGUUACUUGGUCAACCUACCGAAGGCGCUUUGGUGGCGGUGGCUAUGAAAAAUGGUAUGUAUGCCACAGCUGAGAACUAUGUGCGCAUCCAAGAGUACCCCUUCAGCUCAGAACAAAAAAUGAUGGCCGUUAAGUGUAUCCAAAAAUAUAACAACAACAAGGAGGAGAUAUUCUUUGCUAAGGGAGCGCUUGAGACUCUGUUGCCCCAGUGCACCAAGUACCAGUUCGGCACUCAGACUGUGCCUUUGACCAAACAGAACGAAGCUGAAUUUUUGGCCGAAGCCUAUGAGAUAGGUCGCAAAGGACUCCGCGUACUUGCACUUGCCAAAGGCCGGUCUAUGCAGGACCUAAUAUACUGUGGUCUAGUCGGCAUUACCGAUCCACCCAGGCCGCUUGUUAGGGAAUCCAUUGAGAUGCUGAUGCAAAGCGGGGUGCGUGUAAAAAUGGUCACGGGAGAUGCACAGGAAACAGCCUUGGCUAUUGCGAAUCUCAUCGGCAUCGACACCAUACACCAUCAGACUUUAUCGGGCCAAGAAAUAGACCAAAUGAACGAGCACCAGCUGGACAAGGUGGCCAACAACGUAAGCGUAUUCUACCGUGUCUCCCCUCGCCACAAACUGGAGAUAGUCAAGUCUCUGCAGCGCACUGGAAAUAUAGUCGGCAUGACAGGAGACGGCGUCAACGAUGGCGUUGCUCUAAAAAAAGCAGAUAUUGGUAUUGCAAUGGGAAAGAACGGUACAGAUGUGUGCAAGGAAGCAGCCGACAUGAUUCUGGUCAACGACGAUUUCCACACAAUUAUUGCUGCCAUUGAGGAAGGGAAGGGCAUAUUCUACAAUAUUCGUAAUUUUGUGCGCUUUCAACUUAGUACUUCAAUCGCUGCUCUGGCCCUCAUCGCGCUCGCCACGCUCAUGGAUAUUGCUAAUCCACUUAACGCUAUGCAAAUUCUAUGGAUUAAUAUUAUUAUGGACGGGCCACCUGCACAGUCCCUGGGAGUAGAACCAGUUGAUCAUGACGUACUGAAGCAGAAGCCGCGUAAUGUGAAGCAACCGAUGAUCACGAAGGGUGUUGUGGCCAAUGUUCUCCUUAGCGCCAGUAUCAUAGUACUAGGAACCUUAUGGGUGUUUCAGCGCGAAAUGGCUGAUGGAACGCUAGGAAAAACAAAGCGGGAUACGACCAUGACCUUCACAUGCUUUGUGUUUUUCGAUAUGUUUAACGCCUUGUCAUGUCGCUCACAGACCAAAAGCGUAUUUACCAUAGGUCUGACUACUAAUCGCAUGUUUCUGUUGGCUGUUGCUUUCUCUAUCGUAGGCCAAAUGCUUGUCGUAUAUUUUCCGCCACUGCAAAUGGUCUUUCAGACGGAAGCUUUAACUCCAUUCGACAUUUUUUUCCUGGUCUCGCUGACGUCGUCUGUGCUAAUUGUGUCGGAGGUUAAGAAGUGGUUUGAACGCACAAUGGAGCGAAAGAUGUAUAGCACUCGCUCCGACCUGGACUUUGUAUGACAUAAAGCAAGCGCUAGAGAUGAGUCGCAUCCCAAAGCCGAGUAAAUGAAACAAUUUAACCACAAAAAUUAAAACAAAACUAUGCCAAACAAAGCGAGGAGCAUUGCGAAAGAUUGUAGAUAAGAAUUAGAAAACGAAGAGCAGCGAAGUGUGUUUAUUUUUUACAUUUGGCCCUAAAAGUUUGAACAAAAUUUCAAUUUUUGGUCCAAUAUAUUGAAUCCAGAUGGACAAAUUUGACGUAAGCUUAAGGGUUUGUUCUUUGCUCUCUUUAGUUUUUGUUAGAUUAUAGUAUUAUUGUUUACGACAUUCAAAACUAUGUGUGUUAAUUUUUAGUUGUAAUUUAUUAUGUGUAUUGUAUGUAAGUAGACAAUUUGUGAGCUGACUUAUGCUUAUUUUGUAGGGUUUUUUUAAUUUAUUACCAGUUUAAGUUUAUAAAUGAAAUACAAUUUGAAAAUCUAUUCGUUUCUGUAUGUCAGCAAAUUUAUUAAAUUAUGCUUUCUUUUAAUUUUUUGUUUUUUAGUUUUGCAAUUUAUGCAAGCUAAGUCAAUAAAAGUGUUUAGAAUGCGUUUAGAUGUUUGUGAUAUUAUUUUAAGCAAAUAUGCAAAAAUAGCCCGCAGCCCGCGAGUUAACCAACUUGUGACAUACAAUUUUGUUAGUUUUGGGCAAUAAAAUCAUACUCUGUAAAAUAUUGCAAAACAA
Drosophila bipectinata is the source of this 4506-nucleotide messenger RNA. It is a transcript of the gene SPoCk, whose product is annotated as secretory pathway calcium atpase. Gene Ontology annotation, molecular function: ATP binding; P-type calcium transporter activity; ATP hydrolysis activity. Gene Ontology annotation, biological process: calcium ion transmembrane transport; manganese ion transport; intracellular calcium ion homeostasis. Gene Ontology annotation, cellular component: endoplasmic reticulum; Golgi membrane; plasma membrane. The record is from RefSeq and is a predicted model, not a curated record. Lineage: Eukaryota; Metazoa; Arthropoda; Insecta; Diptera; Drosophilidae.